CCCAGCCAGGGCCUGCCAGCUCCGUGGCUGCUUCCCUAGUUCGGAUGUUCUUAAUCCCCAUGGAGCCACAACCGUAGCCAUGGCAACACGGGUGGAGGUCGGCGCUCUAACUCCCCUGACAGGAGUGCCAGGCCUUGGCGAGAUCUCCAAGGAGGAGACCCUGAAGCGGACCUACUUCUGCCAGGCCGGAGACGCCCCUGGGGCACCCUCAGCACUGCUUCUGGAAGGGAAAAGCCCCCUUAGGAGCCCAGCCCGUUUACUCCCACUGCCCAGACUUGCCCCCAAGCCCUUCUGCAGGGAUAAGGUCCCGGAUGUGAAGCCCCUUGUCCGAUCCCCAGGGCCCAGCCCAACUAGCCCAUCUCCUCCCUGUGGGCACCCCCAGGAUGUGGUGGCAAAGGACCUGAGUGAGAAGAUGCCUGGCUUGGUGGAGCAGGAGGCGGGAAACGGGGAGGGCCUGAGGAGAAGCUCGUCCCUGUUCAACAAGACCACCUUCCUACGUCCCCGAUCCAACACCAUGAUUGUCUUUGAAACCAUCAAAGCCGGCCCUGCUCUGGGGAAGGGGAUCAGUGAGGGGACUCGGGAGGCCACCACGGGUGUGUCUCAGGAACCCGCUCCGGGCUCCCGGCCUGAGGGGGCUGCCAAGCCUGCUCUGCCUGCCCGAAAGCCUGGGACCCUUCCCCGACCGGCCUCCCUGCCCCAGGACAUCAGGCCAGCUGCCCCCCGAGAGGAGACAGGCCCAAAUGAGACUCUGUCAAAGGCCAGCAGUGUAGAGGACACGGGAGACCCCACUCUGGAGCCCAAGCCUCGCCUGAGGAGAAGGCCUGUGUCGGCCAUCUUCACUGACUCCAUUCAGUCUCAGAAGCCAGGCCCCGGUGGGGCGGCUGCAGGGGGAAAAUCGCCUCCCACCCCGCCUGAGAAGACGUGGGUGAGGAAGCCCAGGCCUCUGUCCAUGGACCUCACGGCCCCAUUUGAGAGCAAAGAGGCCUUGCUAAAGAAGGUGGCCAACGAGGCCACCGCAGGUUCCAUUGCCCAGUGUCAGGGACCGGAGAGGUCCGACCCGGAGACCCGAGUGAGCACAGAGUGUUUGGUUAGAGCAAACCCUCGCCUUAGGGACCCAGACUCAGAUGUCCUGGAGGUAGCCAAGAAGACCCGAGAACAGAAGGAGAAGAUGCUUUUCAAGCAGGCGGAGACGGGCAGCCUCAGGCCUGUGGGGGGCUCAGCCCAGGGCACCCCCACAGAGGACCAGCCUCCUGGGAAGGAGAAGGCUAAGCUGCUCAGGGAGCCAGAGAAGGCACCCCCGUCCCCCUCGCCCAGACCUGGAAAAGAUCAAGAGUUUUCUGAGGUCAAGAGCAGAGCAGCCGACGGGGACAGCCGACCGGAGGGAGGAUGGACCCUCAGGGGCAGCAUCAAGAAGCGCAUCAGCCUGUUUGGGGAGGAGAGCACCUUGGCCUUGGCAGCAGACUCCAAACACCCACCGGCCACCCCUGAGCCCCCGUCGGCUGCCCCAGGGCCCGAGAAAGUGGGUGUGAGUGUCCAGGAGAGGAUCAAAGGCUGGGCUGUCGAGAGCUCCGAGGCAAAGCCAGAGAUCAGAAAGAAGACGUUCCAGGCACGCCCGUUGUCAGUGGAUCUGACCAAACUGUUUUCGAGUCCAGUGUCAAGCAAUGAAGUCAAGUACGAGAAGUGUUCUGAGCUAAGUGGCAAGCUUCCUAAGGAACCUGGAGAAAAGCAAAAGGAAGGGCAUGGUGUGGAUGGAGCACCCGUCCUGAGAAGCCCCUGGAAGCCUGGUUCGCUCCGGGAGAAGUCUAGGCAGACAGAGCGGAAAGACAGCUCUCGCCAAGUCCCUGGCACCUGUCGGGGUGAAAGCUUGAGGAGGACUCUGAGCCCUCCUGACAGCAAUGCAGAAGAUGAUGGAAGCUUCCAGACUGUGUGGGCCACAGUGUUUGAGCAUCAUGUGGAGAGACACACGGUGGCUGACCAGUCACAACACUGUCCCUUGGCCACGCCCGCCAGGGAUGGGGCUGAUGCCCUUGUCUCAGAAGUCAGACCUAGGCACGAGAGAAGCUCUUGGCUGGGGAAGGACGUGCCAGAAAAGACAAACCUUGUGAAACAGAACUCCAGAUGGGUUGAAAAUCCCCGUACAGAGAAAUGGGGACAGACCGCCCUUCCGAAUGGUGAACCCAAAGGGUUUCACAUGCCCUUCCCUGAAGAACACCCUUUGGAUGAGAAAUGCAAUAAAACCCCCUUCCUCCAACGCUCCGAAAAGCCUCCCCCAUCCCAGAGGGUUGAGCCCAAGUAUGACAUCGUGCACACGGUCGGCAAGCGUGUACACAGUGAGGCCGUCCCCACGGUGUCAGAGGAAAAAGCCGUGACCCUGCGAAGUGGCCGAUCUCAGCUCUCUCCAAAGGGGAGGCAGCAGUCCCAUGAGGUCACCCCUGCUGACCUAGAUUACAGGCUGGAAGGUCAGGCGGGGUCUGUCCAAAGGGCCAGUUUGAUUUGGGAAGCUCGAGGGACUCACGAUGUCAGUGGGCUAAAGCCUGACUUCCGAGGGCCGAGGGACACAUUUGGGGGCAAUUGCCUGUCACCCAAAUGUACAGGUGGGGUGACUGUGAACUGGCAUAAAGCGACCAUGGUGGCCAGUGAAGAGAAAGGCUCAGAACUGAGCCCUGAAGUCAAGAGCGAGCACCCAGCCAGGCCCUGCGGCCCGGAAGCCGGCUCUGUGAGGGCCCGCCAGGCUGCCAUCAGGGAAGCCCCGCAGGAGGGGCCGGAUGGGGCCAGGAACAAGUCAGGAGGCUGCAGCUCUGUGGGAGAAAGGGGUGCCCCCCAGGGGUUCCCUCUGGAUCUACCAACCAGGAAUCAGGACAAGCCGUCUGACAUAUGGGCACGGCCGCAACCAGAAGUGGGUGGACAGAAAGGACCCCUCGCUCUGGCUGCCGGUGAGGGUGAGCCACAACUGGCCCAGGCACCGGAGCCUGAGGCCAAGAUGCGGAAGGCGGGUCCCCCAGACCAGAGGUGGCGACGGCGGACGUUGCCCCAUGACGUGAAGUUUGACGAAUUCAGCUUCCUGGGCCCAGAAAACUCCUGGAAGGUGGAGCAGAGACGAACAGACCAUUCGAGCCCCACCACCAGUGCCUUAAGGAAACCUGAGCUAUCCCCCCACAGGGUGGAGACCCAGGAGGUGAGCCCAGGUGCUUCCCAGGACCCAACUCGGCCAGCGGUGAAGCAGGGGUCCUCUUUGGAACCCAGGGCGACAUUUUUCGCAGUGACAUAUCAGAUUCCCGAUACUCAGAAAGCAAAGAGCAUUGUUAAGUCAGGGCCUGAAAACUUGACAGAACAUUCUAGAAAAACAGUCCUGCCUCCUUCUCCUCUUCCUCUAACAUCCACCUUGGUUUCUCUUAACCAUGAAGAGCCACUGGAGGCCAAGGGCAGUAACAACUGGGCUAAGGGCAAAGAACACCACGGUGCGAGCUGCUCAAAACCUCUGAAGCCAGCAGACUGCCCAUCACCUCUUGGGGACAGGACUCUGGAUCCUUCUAGUGAAAAAAUCCUGGAUGCUAAAGCUUUAUGGAUCCGUCGGGGACCAGAGGAUGGCACCGGUUUUCAGAACAAUUCGAAGGAUAGUGGGAACAGAACACUUCCCAGCAAUGCCCCCCAAACACCCCCAGCUUCCAAAAGCCACCCAGAAGCCAGCGAUCUCCUCAUCAGGAGGGACCCUGAGGUGGACAGUGCGAGGGUCCCAGGGAGGAUCAAAGAUGGCUACAGAUCUAGCGUUCUCGACAUCGAUGCUCUGAUGGCCGAAUACAAGAAGCAUGAGGGUCAGGAUCUGGUGGAGGGUAAGCCCACAUCGCCCAGCAGCUCGACUCUGGAGAGGCCAGGCCAGCAAGACAGGGUGGACCCAAGAAGGAGGAGCUGGAAGGAGAGGUCUGAAGCUGAGAGUCUCUGCAAACAAGCCAGUUUUGCUGAAACAAACCACGGUUCUGCUCCUGGCGCCGGCAAGCAGCCGGCAGAAGCCUUGUGGACAGCCACGAACACCGAACUCAGCCCUCUUCUGUGGGCUCCGCCGCUCUCAGCUCCUAAUGAAAAACAUCCAGAGGCCUCCUCUGGUCCUGUGGGUCCCUGGAGAAAAGUUUUGGGAGUCCCUGAGGAUGACCGAAAGGACUUUGUUAGUAAACAUCAGAGUGCAAAGUAUCAGAAUUCCCCAGCCGAGUCAAAGCCCACUCCCUGGGAGGAUCUGGACAGUGGGGCCUGUGUGUUGGCCAGAUCCACUCCCACUGACCAGAAGAAAGGGACCCCAAAGAAAUCCAUCGGGAGGGGAGGAGAGGGCAGUGUGGUCCAGUGGGGUGAGCACCCCUACGACUAUGGCAGGUCACCGCUGAAUGUCAAGAGGGCCUGUUCGGAAAAGGGCCCCCCUGCCAAAGUCCGGGAGGGCCUGUCUGUGAUGCAGGAAGCCAGAGAGAGGAGGCAAGAGCAGCCCAAAGGGAGGUCCAGCCUCCCCGGAGACAGUUCCGAGGCUAAGGAGACCAAAAUGGGACACUGCCGGCGGGAGUCAGGCACUCGAGACAUUCAAAAGGUGCUGCCACAGAACCUGGAGAAGGAGGAUGCCCUGCCAGACAGGGAGCAGCCACUCUGGCUGGGGUCUCCCACAGCCUUGGGCCCCCGGAGAAGCCACAGUUUAUGCAAGGACAAGAGGAGUGGGCCCUUUGUGGACCAGCUGAAGCAGUGUUUCUCCAGGCGGCCCCCCGAGGCCAAGGACACCGACACCCUUGUGCAGGAAGCUGACAGCCAGUAUGGGACAUGGACAGACCAGCGCCAGAGCGGGGAGAGUCUGGCCCCCGAGUCCCCGUCCCCGGACAGCAGUGCCCUGUCGGCCCGGAGGCAGCUCCCCAGCAGCCGCUUGUCCUCACUGUCCUCCCAAACGGAGGCCACCUCAGCCGGGGACCCGCACAGCUGCUCCAGGGACCAGCGGAGCACCAGCAUGGACCGAUCCAGCACCGAUUUGGAAUCCACCGAUGGGAUGGAGGGGCUGCCCCCCCUGGACCCCUGCCCCGCGAAGAGGGUGGACGACUUCUCCUUCAUUGAUCAAACCUCAGUCCUUGACUCAAGUGCCCUCAAGACCCGGGUGCAACUCAGCAAGAGAAGCCGCCGCCGGGCUCCCAUCUCCCACUCCCUCCGGCGCAGCAGAGUUAGUGAGUCAGAGAGCAAGUCUCCUUUGGAGGAGGAGGCCGACAGUGCGUGGAUGUUCAAGGACUCAACAGAAGAGAAAUCUCCCAAGAGGGAAGAGUCAGAUGAGGAGGAGGAGAAGCCUUCCAGGGCUGAGAGGACCCCCACCAGCCACCCGCAGAGGAUGCCUGUGUUUCCGGGCAUGGACCCCGCAGUGCUAAAGGCUCAGCUGCACAAGAGGCCAGAGGCCGACAGCCCCAGCGAGGCCCCAGGCUGGGCCCCCCAGCCCAAGACGCCCAAGGCUCCCUUCACUCUGGGCAGUCGCGUGCUGCCCUCCAGCGUGGAGAAGGACGACAGGUCAGAAGAGCCCUCUCCCCAAUGGUUAAAGGAGCUAAAAUCCAAGAAGAGGCAAAGCCUGUAUGAGAACCAAGCUUGAGCAGACAGGGGACACUGCCACGUCUAAUGAACAGAAGCCUUAACUGUCAGAACCCGAAGAUGAGGCCAUGCUGAUGCUGUUCCUGCCUAACCCUUCCAGCCGGGUGGAGAACACGGCCCGGUGACUCCCGCCCCCUGCAGAGGCUCUCCCCAGAUCAGGAUGCAAAGACCCACCCUCCUCCAGCACCUGCACAUCUCCCUAGACAACACUUGAGGCUGAGAACAAAGCCAGGCUGCACAGAAUUGUCCAUGCUGGUGGUUUUGUGUUUUACGUGAACAAUGUCCAUUUCCGCUCUCUGUCUUCACCCGGAGACAUCACUCCGGGAACAUCAAUCUGAGUUGGACCAUCUCCCUGGGCUCCGGAAAACACCUGUAUUGUGAAAGUAUCCCUUGUCCCGACACCAGAGGAGGUCCCUUUCAAAAGCCUAUUUCCGAGGAAGAAGAAACUAAAGUUUCCUGCUGUAAUUGUGGCCCAAGGCAGCAUCACUGGGUUGGGCUGUGUUUGGUUUUUUGGUGAGUUCCAUCUCCCUCCCUCUCCAAGAAUCAGCAGCUCCAGUGUUUUAAACAUACCCAUCCUCAUUUCAGGUGUGUUUAUCCUUACAAUGGGGCUGUGUGCAGAGAUGAUCUGUUCAUUAUACAUCACUUUGGUUUGCUUUAGAAGGCGUUAAAGCAAUAAUUCAGCCAAUUUUCUUUGAAAUUUGAUAUGUAUAUAUGUUUUUUACAUUCAAGAGCAGAAGGAAAGGUGUAUGAAUAAUUUGCUUGAAGUAUCCGAUCAUCUCAGGUUAUCUUACCCCUAUCCGUGCUUUAAAAAAAAAAAUUCCAGCUGUCACCUCUGUGUAUAUAUUUUCCUGGUUUCUUUUCAUUUGAGCUCUGGUUUCUGUGGAGUGAUCUUUGUCCCUUGGCCUCAAGUGUUCAUCAGUGGCAGCAGCCCGGAUGGCAGUGCCUUUCCCUCUCAAACAGCAGACCCGCCCUGAGAAUCUUCUUCUCCAGUCUUUUUUGAACAGCACCCAAGAUACUGGCGUAGAAGAUUCAUUCCAAAUUGGAACAAAUGCAUGAAUGGGGGAAGGGUUCUUCUGUUUCUUCUCACCUCUUCCUUCUACCACUCCCCCACUCCACCCCUUGCAAACUCCACCUGACAGAGUGAUUCCUUUAGGUCCAAAUGUAGGAAGGGAGGGUCUUGCUGAAUCCUUCUCUGGACAGAAGUGCUGGAUGCUAGGUGACAGAGUAUAGGGUUUGCCUUGCCUCUUUUUUUUCUUCCUUUCUCUAAGCUCAUUCCCAGGAAUCUCUAAGACCUCUGGGGGUCAUAGGCACUCUCUACAUGGUCUUUAUUUUUGGAAAUCCUCAACACCAGCCUCCUCCACCUCUGAAACCCAAGGCUCCAGCAAACAUCCCAGAUAGGCUUGACUGGCCACCUGUCAUGCCUGGAGUUGCCAUAAACCAUGUGCCAAUCCUGCUGGGGAGAUGCCCGUUGGUGAGAAAGACACCUGGGACAGUUCACAGGGCCCCCUGUGACUGCUGAGGGGCCCCAGGACUGAGUUUCCUAAGGCUAGAUAUGGAAGGGAUGGGCCUUACCCAUUGACUUCCCAAGACAUGCAAGUCUUUCUUGAAAAUCCAUUAUUUGCAAAUGGUGUCAAAACAUACUUUCCUUCUCUCUGGCCAUGUCUCCAGGAGUCUCCAUUUGUCUCCCCAUCUCUUCUCUCUCAUCAUCCUUUACCAUCUCUUCCUUCACUUGGGGUGAAGGUUGGAGAGCAACCUGUUUCUCCAGGUUCAGCACCACGGACAGGGACUGCUCCUCCCCGCCCCAGGUCCUGUUGGGUGACCUUGGGCUACCAAUGGGCAGUUGUUGGACCCUGUCACCCACCAAGCCUUUUGCAUCUGGAAGCUCAUGUCUAGAGAUUUGGCCCUGCUUGAUAAUAGUUUGUGUUCUUUUCAUUCCCUGAGUUAGUGGUCAGUCAGUUUUCUGUGGCCAUUAGGUGGAGAUUUGAUUCCUCCAGGAACUGCUGCUUUGGGUGAAUUUUCUUUUCUUUCUUUUCCUUUCUUUCUUUCUUUUAGAUCCGGUUAAUGUU
This is a messenger RNA of Lontra canadensis (Northern American river otter), 7658 nucleotides long. RefSeq names its product KIAA1671 ortholog. The transcript has 12 exons. Bases 80 to 5593 code for a protein of 1837 amino acids. NCBI's taxonomy places the organism in Eukaryota, Metazoa, Chordata, Mammalia, Carnivora, Mustelidae. The record is from RefSeq and is a predicted model, not a curated record.